Molecule: messenger RNA, 1329 nt
Organism: Capronia epimyces CBS 606.96
Lineage: Eukaryota; Fungi; Ascomycota; Eurotiomycetes; Chaetothyriales; Herpotrichiellaceae
Product: UPF0271 protein
Exons: 1
Coding region: 1-1329 (442 amino acids)
Biological process (GO): ribosomal small subunit biogenesis; maturation of SSU-rRNA
Cellular component (GO): preribosome, small subunit precursor
Molecular function (GO): RNA endonuclease activity
Source: RefSeq, a predicted model, not a curated record
AUGGCGGAUUCCCUUGACCCGAAGACUCUUGAUUCCGAGAGUAAAGCGGUGCACACUAUCAUCCUCGACUCCUCGCCCCUCCUACUCAACACCCCCGGCAUAUCCACACUCCUUGCAAACGGACACGUUCUCGUUACGACGCCAUCAGUGGUCGCCGAGAUACGUGGCGAGGAAGCGCGAGCACGAAUCGAGACUCUAUACAAGCCAUUUCUGAUCAUUCGGUCACCGAAGCCGGAAAGUGUGAAACGAGUCAAAGAAUUCGCACGUAAAACGGGAGACGCUGCCGUCCUCAGUCAGACUGAUUUUGAGGUUCUGGCAUUAGCGUACGAUCUGGAGUGUGAACGCAACGGCGGGGAUUGGAGGUUACGAGCGGUUCCGGGGCAGAAGCGUCUCAAUGGUAGCCCGCCUCAGAGAACCGCCGAAGAGCCUCAGGCACAAGAAGAAACAGGCGCGCAAUCUGUGACUGCCAAUGAUGGUAAUGAGAGCAGAGACGUUGAACAUACAGUUGAGCACAGGAUUGACCGUAUUACUCUCGAAGAUCCAGAAGUGCAAAAAGACGAGACACAGAUUGAGCAGCCUAUCGAAUCAGACGCCAAGAGAGACGAGCCUACCGGCAAACCAUUGUCAACGUGGGAGAACUCGACUGAUCAAGUCCCAGAGGUCAUAGAAGUAUCUGACGACGAUGAUGAAGGAGGGUGGAUUACCCCGUCGAACAUCAAGAAGCAGCAAGCCAAAGACGAAGUGGCGAGCACGAAAUCACCUGCUGAAACGAAGCAUCUACAAGUCGCCACAAUGACCGGCGAUUUUGCAAUGCAGAACGUCUUGCUCCAAAUGAACUUGAAUCUAUUGUCUAGCAAGACUUGUCAGAGAAUCUCACAAGUCAAACAAUUUGUGCUGAGAUGCCACGGCUGCUUCUGCACGACCAAGGACAUGGCCAAACAAUUCUGCCCUCGCUGCGGCCAGCCAACCUUGACUCGAGUCAGCUGCACCACGAAUGAUAAGGGUGAGAUCAAGCUGCACCUAAAAGCGAACAUGCAGUGGAACAACAAAGGGAAUGUGUUUUCGAUGCCCAAACCUGUCGGGGGAAGUUCCAAUCAAAAGUGGAAAGGGCCGAGACAGGGUGGCGGACAAGGUGGUUGGGGCAGUGAUUUGAUUCUGGCCGAAGAUCAGAAAGAGUAUGUGAGGGCCAUGUCCACGAUGAAGAGAACGAAAGAAAAAGAUCUUAUGGACGAGGACACGCUUCCGAACAUCCUCACGGGAAAUAGAGGCCAGACAUCGGGAAGGCCACGAGUUGGAGCUGGCCGGAACAUUAAUUCUCGAAAGCGAUAG